Molecule: messenger RNA, 3797 nt
Organism: Anneissia japonica
Lineage: Eukaryota; Metazoa; Echinodermata; Crinoidea; Comatulida; Comatulidae
Product: DNA replication licensing factor mcm2-like
Exons: 17
Coding region: 138-2774 (878 amino acids)
Biological process (GO): double-strand break repair via break-induced replication; mitotic DNA replication initiation
Cellular component (GO): MCM complex; nucleus
Molecular function (GO): 3'-5' DNA helicase activity; ATP binding; single-stranded DNA helicase activity
Source: RefSeq, a predicted model, not a curated record
CGUUUUUAAAAUCCAUUGAAAAUUUUCCCGCGUCGAGACCGAUCACAUGGUGGGUUUUAAAACACAACACAACUACAGGCAGAUUAGCCGACAAGCUUUGGACGUCUUGGCGAAGGAAAUAAAGAGUAGAAAUACGUAUGGCAGAUAAUAUGAACAGUCCUGAUGGCCGUGACGAUCGGUCUCUUGGUGUUGCACCAACAUCCAGUCCUGGUCGUAGCGACCUUGCACCCUUCGAAGAUGAAUCCGAGCUUUUGGGAGAUGGAAUGAUUGAGGAGGAGGGUGAAGGUGAAGAACUGUUUGGCGAUAAAUUAGAAAAUGAUUAUCGUGCAAUACCAGAACUAGAUGUAUAUGAUAUGGAUCACCUUGACGAAGAGGACUACGAAGGUAUGACGAUGGAUGAGCGAAUGCAGGCUGAAAGAGUCAUGCGAAAGAGAGACCGAGAGGAAGCACUGGCUACUGGACGCAUGAGGCCGGGAUUGCUAUAUGAUGAAAGUGAUGAAGAAGAUGAGCGUCCAACUCGCAGGAGAAGGUUAGCAGAGAGGGCAGCAGAAGGUUUUGAUGAGGAUGAUCAGAUGAUAGAAAGUAUUGAAAACUUGGAGGAUAUGAAAGGUCACAGCGUUAGAGAAUGGGUCGCCAUGCCAGCUCCACGGCUAGAAAUUUUCAAUCGUUUCAAAAAUUUCCUAAAAACCUGUGUAGAUGAAAAGGGACACAAUAUCUACAAGGAGAAAAUUAGACAAAUGUGUGAAGCAAACAAAGAAAGCCUUGUGAUAGAUUACAACAUCCUAGCUUCCAAGGAACACGUUCUGGCCUACUUCCUCCCUGAAGCACCUGCAGAGAUGUUGAAGAUCUUUGAUGAAGCCGCAAAACAGGUUGUGCUCGCAAUGUUUCAAAAGUAUGAGAUGAUAGCGAAGGAGAUUCAUGUUAGAAUUGCAGAAUUACCAUUGGUUGAAGAGUUACGCUCCCUUAGACAACUGCAUUUGAACCAGUUGGUGCGAACCAGUGGUGUAGUGACCAGCUCCACAGGGAUUUUGCCACAGCUCAAUAUGAUCAAGUACAACUGUCAGAAGUGUGGGUUUGUGCUGGGUCCAUUCUACCAAGGACAAAACCAAGAGGUUCGGCCUGGUUCCUGUCCAGAGUGCCAGUCUAGUGGACCAUUUGACGUCAACAUGGAACAGACGUUGUACCAAGACUAUCAGCGGAUAACAAUCCAAGAAAGCCCCGGCAAGGUAGCUCCUGGCAGAUUGCCAAGGUCCAAGGAAGCAAUUCUAUUGGCUGAUUUGGUCGACUGCUGCAAACCAGGUGAUGAAGUGGAACUGACAGGUAUCUACCAUAACAACUACGAUGGUUCACUAAACACAGCCAACGGAUUUCCUGUUUUUGCUACUGUUAUUCUUGUUAACUAUAUUUGCAAGAGGGACGACAAGAUGAUUGUUGGCGCCCUAACAGAUGAGGACGUGAAAGCAAUCAUAGCAUUGUCAAAGGACGAGCGCAUUGCGGAAAGAAUAUUUGCAAGUAUCGGACCUUCAAUCUAUGGUCACGAUGACAUCAAACGUGGACUAGCCCUCAGUUUGUUUGGCGGUGUUAAAAAGAAUCCAGGCCAGAAGCAUAAAAUACGUGGGGACAUUAACAUUCUGAUCUGCGGUGAUCCUGGCACGGCUAAAUCGCAGUUUCUGAAGUAUGUUGAGGUCACUGCCCAACGUGCUAUAUUCACCACAGGGCAAGGUGCUUCAGCUGUCGGUUUGACUGCUUAUGUCCAGCGCAGUCCUGUCACUAGGGAAUGGACAUUGGAGGCUGGUGCUCUUGUGUUAGCUGAUAAUGGUGUUUGCAUUAUUGAUGAGUUUGACAAGAUGAAUGAUGCAGACCGUACUAGUAUCCAUGAAGCCAUGGAACAACAGAGCAUUUCUAUCUCAAAGGCUGGAAUCGUGACGUCUCUGCAAGCAAGGUGUAGCAUCAUCGCUGCCUCUAACCCCAUCUCUGGAAGGUACAAUGCAACUUUGACAUUCUCGGAAAAUGUUGAUCUUACAGAGCCAAUACUCUCUCGUUUUGAUAUUCUUUGUGUUGUUCGUGACACUGUUGAUCCAGUACAGGAUGAAUUACUAGCCAGGUUUGUCACUAACAGUCACAUGAUCCAUCAUCCAUCGAACGACUCGGAAACCGACCACUCAUCAAUUGAACUUCCAACGACGUCUGGUAUAGAAAAGAUCCCCCAAGAACUGCUGAAGAAAUACAUCAUCUACGCCAAAGAGAAGGUACACCCGAAGCUGCAUGAUAUGGACCAAGACAAAGUAUCAAACUUGUAUUCUGAGUUAAGAAGAGAAUCAAUGUCAACAGGUAGUGUGCCAAUUACUGUCCGACACAUCGAGUCUGUAAUUAGAAUGGCUGAGGCUCACGCUAAGAUGCACCUGCGCGAAUAUGUAAAUGAAGACGAUGUCAAUAUGGCAAUGCGAGUAAUGCUGGAAAGUUUUAUUGAUACGCAGAAAUUCAGUGUCAUGAAAAGCAUGAAAAAGAACUUCUCUCGCUACUUGGCAUUCAAGAGAGACAACAACGAACUGUUACUAUUUGUGCUAAAGCAGUUGGUGAGUGACCAAAUGACCUACCUGAGGACGCGCUAUGGCAAACAGCAGGAGGUUAUUGAAGUAUCUGACAGAGACCUCGCAGAUAAGGCAAGGCAGAUUAAUAUCCACAACCUGCUGCCAUUUUAUGAAAGUGACAUUUUCAAGGCUCACCGGUUUACUUACGACAACAAACGCCAUCUCAUUGUGCAGACGCUGUAAUGUACUUAUAAAAGUUGGUUCAUCUUUCUCAUUGUAUGUACAUUGUAAUGUAUUGAGUACAAUGGUACCUACAAUGACAUGUGGUAUGAACCAUACAUUGGUUAUCCUAUGACAGAAGUCAUUGUUACAUCAUUUCCAAUAACUAAUGUUUCUAUUUACAUCACUUUGUUUAAAUAAGCAAUAAUGUAGAUAGAUUAUUUUUUUGCUUUGCAAUUGUAAUGAUUUCUGUAUUUGGCUUUAUGUCAACAGCACACUUUAUUGGUAUUUAAAACAUUGCGUUUAUCUUUCCUCUGCAUUUGGAUCAGCAUAAACUCCAGGAUCAUAAUACUUCUAUUUAUUUUUUUUUUAUAUAGUAAACUAACAUGUCCAACAUGCUUUUACGGCCUGAUCUAAAAGAGUAUAAAAAUUAUACAUAUAAUAAAUGUUUGUACACAUAUCAAAACAAAAAAUAAUGUAUAAAAAUUGGCUGAAAGAUCACUUAAAAAAAAAUUUUAAGCUUAAAAAACUUGAAAAUUAUAAAUUGUGAUUACGGCAAGUAAAUACUUUAAUAAUAUUAUCGAUAUACAGUAAAUGUAUAGUCUAUCGUAUGAGAAUAUUGAUUUUGACAAAUACAGAUUAUUAUAGUACUUGGAACUCAUUUAGCCCCUUGAUAAGUAAACAGACAAUUUGGAUGGGAAAAACAGGUUUAACCCACUGUGCUGUGGUACUCUUUAAUAACAUAUUGUAUAUAUUAUGUGAAUUGUCUGUGCAGUUUAUUUUGGGUAACAAGCAUGGUGCACACAAGUAGCUACCUUAAUCCAAGCCUAUUAGCAGAGUUUGCUUCAAAAGUUACUGUUUAGCUAUGUGAUGCUUUUCACAUUUACAUUUGGAAUUUUUUAUGUAUAUCAUUUCUUUUAUAACUUAUAAGCAAGAAAGAUAAGUAAUAGUGUAAAUUAACUGUAUAGAUGGACAAAGUUCUUCAUUGUAACUUAUCAGAAAAUUGAAUAUUCAUGAUAUAUUUGAAUAAACUUCUGAAGACACUGA